Molecule: messenger RNA, 7392 nt
Organism: Cephus cinctus (wheat stem sawfly)
Lineage: Eukaryota; Metazoa; Arthropoda; Insecta; Hymenoptera; Cephidae
Gene: na
Product: sodium leak channel non-selective protein
Exons: 27
Coding region: 282-5603 (1773 amino acids)
Biological process (GO): transmembrane transport; monoatomic ion transport
Cellular component (GO): membrane
Molecular function (GO): monoatomic cation channel activity
Source: RefSeq, a predicted model, not a curated record
ACCUCCGUGCACCAUGGCCGAGUUUUGAAAUAUUGAUCUUCAGGCAUGAGAAGGGACUGUCACUGCUCAUGCUCAGCAUCUCAGCUGGCUGUACGUUCUAGCCCCACCAAAAUCUUCGCCACCAUGCCGCCAGCUUGUUGUUACUAAGAUGUUUAUCAAUCGUUGAUCUUUAACGUUAUUUUAUGUGAAAUGUAGUUUAUUCGAUUUGCCUUAACGGCAGAGUUUUUCGUCGGCUGAACGGUUGAAAAAAAGGCCUCACCAUUGCGAACAUAAUCCCUAUUAUGAUGUUGGGGCGCAAGCAGAGCCUCAAAGGGGAGCCCGUCCUGGCCGAUUACGGUCCAGAGGAAUCCCUCAACGAAAGUGCUGACAUCGAAUGGGUAAAUAAGCUCUGGGUCAGAAGAUUAAUGAGGUUCUGCGCCCUGGUUUCCUUGGCAUCAGUUUGCCUCAACACUCCGAAGACCUUCGAGAAGGUGCCGCCGCUUCAGUAUGUCACCUUUAUUUGCGACCUCAUAGUUACCUUCCUAUUUACUGCCGAAAUGAUAGCCAAAAUGCACAUCCGUGGUAUCUUGAAGAGUUCGAUGACUCUGUUGCAGGGAGAGGUGCCUUACCUGAAGGAUCAUUGGUGUCAAUUCGACGCGAGCAUGGUGUUCUUUCUAUGGUUGUCUGUUAUCCUACAAAUGUUCGAGAUGCUUGGCUUUGUUCUCAAGUUCAGUUACGCUUCCAUUAUGCGAGCUCCACGUCCUCUGAUCAUGAUACGAUUUCUUCGCGUCUUCCUCAAAUUCUCCAUGCCAAAGUCUAGGAUCAAUCAGAUCUUCAAACGGUCGAGCCAACAGAUCUACAACGUGACCCUGUUCUUCCUAUUCUUCAUGUCUCUUUACGGCCUACUCGGAGUCCAGUUCUUUGGCGAGCUGAAGAAUCACUGUGUCCUAAACAACACCGAUCCUAAUCGCAUAACCAUAAACAGCAUGGCCAUACCUGACACCUUCUGUUCCACCGACCCCGAGUCCGGAUAUCAGUGUCCCGAAGGAAUGAUGUGCAUGAAAUUAGAACUCUCUCGGUACAUUAUGGGAUUUAAUGGAUUCGAUGAAUUCGCAACAAGUAUCUUCACAGUCUACCAAGCUGCCUCUCAGGAAGGAUGGGUCUUCAUCAUGUACAGAGCAAUCGACAGUUUACCAGCGUGGCGGGCAGUUUUGUAUUUCAGUACGAUGAUCUUCUUUCUUGCCUGGCUCGUGAAAAAUGUUUUCAUCGCUGUGAUAACAGAAACGUUUAACGAGAUAAGAGUGCAGUUUCAACAAAUGUGGGGCGUGCGUGGACACAUAAGUAACAGUUCGGCUUCUCAGAUCUUGACUGGAGACGACAAUGGCUGGAAGUUGAUAACGCUCGAUGAGAAUAAACAUGGUGGACUCGCGUCUCCGUUGUGUCAUGCGAUUCUUCGCUCGCCGCAUUUUCGUAUGGUUGUCAUGUGCGCCAUUUUGGCGAACGGCAUCACCACGGCCACAAUGAAUUUUAAGCACGACGAGAGACCACGUCAUACCUAUUACGAUAAUUAUUACUAUGCCGAAAUCGCUUUCACGAUAUUCUUGGAUCUCGAGACGCUCUUCAAAAUUUGGUGCUUGGGCUUUCGCGGCUACUACAAACAUUCCAUACACAAGUUCGAGCUGCUACUUGCGAUUGGCACGACAAUACAUAUAAUUCCGUUCUUUUAUCUCUCGGGAUUUACCUACUUUCAGGUUCUGAGAGUGGUCAGACUCAUAAAAGCUUCACCCAUGCUGGAGGAUUUUGUCUACAAGAUCUUUGGACCUGGCAAAAAAUUGGGCAGCCUCAUUAUAUUCACUAUGUGCUUGCUGGUCAUAUCUUCCAGCAUUUCCAUGCAGCUCUUUUGCUUCCUCUGUGACUUCACGAAAUUCGAAACGUUUCCCGAGGCCUUCAUGUCCAUGUUUCAAAUCCUGACGCAAGAAGCAUGGGUGGAUGUCAUGGACGAAACGAUGCUCAGGACACACGAAACAAUGGCGCCAUUCGUAGCCGUGUACUUUAUUCUUUAUCAUCUGUUUGUCACGUUGAUUGUGCUGAGUCUUUUCGUUGCUGUGAUCUUGGAUAAUUUGGAGCUCGACGAGGACAUCAAGAAGUUGAAGCAGCUGAAGUUUCGUGAGCAAAGUGCCGAGAUCAAGGAGACUCUACCGUUUAGAUUACGAAUUUUCGAAAAAUUUCCUGACAGUCCGCAAAUGACGUGUCUCCACAAAGUCCCGUCUGAUUUUAAUUUGCCAAAGGUGCGCGAGAGCUUCAUGAGACAAUUCGUUUUCGAGGUAGAAGACGACGAGAACGAGGGCGCCAAGAAAAUCAACGAAACCUUCGACUCGAAAAUGGUGUAUCGCAAGCAGCGACCAGUUAAGAUUUUAAAUAAUCCGCCAAAAGUGAGAAACGUCGUGACCAGUCUUAAGGAAGCAGCAGUAACGUACAUCAUAAACGAUUCGAAUAAUCAAAGGUUGAUGCUGGGAGAUUCAGCAAUGAUACCAGUGCCAGGCAAAGGCCUCCUGAAGCCCCAAGGAACCGUGAGCAGUGCCAAGCAACUGCGGAUAGAUCAAAAAAAGUCAAUUAGACGAAGUGUCCGUAGUGGCUCCAUAAAGCUGAAGCAGACCUACGAGCAUCUGAUGGAGAACGGGGAUAUCGGUGCGAUAAACAGAGUAAGCUCAUCUCGCAGCAGGCCUCACGAUCUCGACAUAAAGCUGCUGCAGGCCAAGAGGCAGCAAGCUGAAAUGAGAAGGAACCAACGCGAGGACGAUUUGAGGGAGAACCAUCCGUUCUUCGACACGCCCCUGUUCGCGGUACCUCGCGAGAGCAAGUUUCGAAAGAUCUGCCAGCUGCUCGUCUAUGCCCGGUACGACGCAAGAUUGAAAGAUCCGUUGACCGGGAAGGAGAGAAAAGUGCAGUAUAAGAGUUUACACAAUUUUCUCGGAUUGGUCACGUACUUGGACUGGGUUAUGAUAUGCGCCACCACAUUCUCCUGCAUAUCCAUGAUGUUCGAAACUCCGAGGUACCGCGUUAUGGAAGUGCCGGCCCUACAGAUCGCCGAGUACGGCUUCGUGAUCUUCAUGAGCAUCGAGCUAGCUCUGAAGAUCCUGGCCGACGGGCUUUUCUUCACACCUAAGGCUUACAUCAAGGACGUAGCUUCCGUUUUAGACGUGUUCAUUUACGUGGUAAGCCUCGUUUUUCUCUGCUGGAUGCCAAAGAGCGUCCCGCCAAAUUCCGGGGCGCAGCUGCUUAUGAUUCUGCGCUGCGUAAGGCCGCUCAGAAUAUUCACCCUGGUCCCUCACAUGAGAAAAGUUGUCUACGAACUCUGUAGAGGAUUCAAAGAGAUCCUGCUGGUAUCCACCCUCCUGAUAUUGCUGAUGUUCGUCUUUGCGAGUUACGGGGUCCAGCUUUAUGGCGGAAGACUGGCACGUUGCAACGAUCCGACCAUCCUGAGGAGGGAAGAUUGCGUCGGGGUUUUCAUGCGAAGAGUCUUUGUUACCAAGAUGAAACUUCAACCUGGACAAAACGAAAGUUAUCCAUCCAUACUGGUUCCGCGAGUCUGGGCGAAUCCACGAAGAUUCAAUUUUGACAAUAUCGGGGAUGCGAUGCUCGCACUUUUUGAAGUUUUGUCGUUCAAAGGAUGGCUCGACGUCAGGGACGUCCUCAUUAAGGCUCUUGGUCCUGUCCAUGCCAUUUAUAUCCACAUUUAUAUCUUCCUCGGAUGUAUGAUCGGUCUGACCUUGUUCGUCGGCGUGGUUAUUGCUAAUUAUUCAGAGAAUAAAGGCACAGCUUUGCUCACAGUCGAUCAACGACGCUGGUGUGAUCUUAAGAAGAGGUUGAAAAUCGCUCAGCCACUACAUUUGCCUCCCAGACCAGAUGGCAAGAAAUUUCGAGCCUUCAUUUAUGACAUCACACAGAAUAUUUAUUUCAAAAGAUUCAUCGCCGUCAUGGUCCUAAUAAAUAGUGGUCUUUUAUGCGUUUCGUGGAGAAUCGAAGAGGAACACACGGAAGCUCUAGCAACCGUCUCCACCAUAUUGACGCUGGUUUUUCUGGUUGAAGUCAUCAUGAAGAAUAUAGCGUUUACACCACGAGGCUAUUGGCAGUCCCGCAGAAACAGAUAUGACCUCUUAGUCACUGUCGUUGGAGUCAUUUGGAUAGUCAUUCAUUGUACCAUGAAAAACGACCUGUCAUACGUCAUUGGAUUUAUGGUGGUGAUUCUGCGAUUCUUCACUAUUACUGGAAAACAUACCACACUAAAAAUGUUAAUGCUCACCGUGGGAGUAUCCGUUUGUAAAAGUUUCUUUAUCAUUUUUGGUAUGUUUCUCUUGGUAUUUUUUUACGCCCUGGCGGGAACGAUUAUCUUUGGAACUGUCAAGUACGGCGAAGGAAUUGGCAGACGAGCCAACUUUGAGUCACCUGUCACUGGAGUGGCUAUGCUCUUUCGUAUAGUCACUGGCGAGGAUUGGAAUAAAAUUAUGCACGACUGCAUGGUGCAACCGCCAUAUUGUACACCCGCUGCUAAUUACUGGGAAACGGAUUGCGGAAACUUUCAUGCGUCUCUCAUAUACUUUUGUACAUUUUACGUUAUCAUUACGUAUAUCGUUCUCAAUUUACUAGUGGCUAUUAUCAUGGAGAAUUUUUCUUUAUUCUAUUCUAAUGAAGAAGACGCGUUACUAUCUUACGCUGAUAUAAGAAAUUUUCAAAAUACCUGGAACGUCGUUGAUAUUUAUCAACGGGGCGUGAUACCAGUCAGACGGGUCAAAUUUAUACUACGUUUAUUGAAAGGACGACUGGAAACAGAUCCACAAAAAGAUAGAUUGCUUUUUAAAUACAUGUGUUACGAAUUGGAACGACUACACAAUGGCGAGGAUGUAACAUUUCAUGAUGUCAUCAACAUGUUGUCCUAUAGGUCGGUUGACAUUAGAAAAGCUCUUCAGUUGGAGGAGCUUUUGGCGCGUGAAGAAUUUGAAUAUAUAAUAGAGGAGGAAGUAGCCAAACAGACGAUUAGAACAUGGCUGGAGGGAUGUCUUAAGAAGAUACGAGCAGUUGGUGUAAAUAAUUUCAGUAUCAAUUUUUUGCCAAAAAGUAUAUUACAACAAUGUUCAUUACAGAAAACGCAAAAUAAUUUAAUUGCGGGCUUACGAGCGACAAACGACGCUGUGACUCCGGCUCAAGAUCACACAGAGGAGAAGGGUAAAGAAACCAGUGUCGAUCGCGAAGAAGAGACUGACGUAAAGGUAAAGGACGCCGAGGGUCUCAGGCAUAGAAGCAAAAAGCCUAUAGUGCUACCAAGAUCGGACAGUAUAGGAAGUGGAUCAGGCCGGAAGUAUCUUGCUCCAACAUUAUCCGAUCCAGCAUCGGUGCGAACGGAAAAGGAGAAAAUAGCCGUCUCGAAGAAAAGAAAUAGCCGACCCUCCCCGGUCGUGAAAAACAAUUUACCACACUUGACAGAAGGUACAGAGCAAAGCAAACAGCGGGAGACGCUCAGUGCGAAGACGACAACACCAAAAGUCUCCAGCGUGAUGCUUGAGGUGAGAGAAUGGUGGCGCGAACAGCUCGCCUACAGUACAGAAUCCAGCGAGGAAGAAAAUUGAUGAUCUGUGAGGGACUCUGCAUAAAGUAGAAAAUUAAAAAUUAAUAAUGUUCCAACUAUCGAGAAGUACAUGAGUGUGCGUACGCAGGAUAUUGAAGUUAAGAGAAACGUUCUGUGUUAUGCGUAAAUUUUGUACAAUGCACAGACGUACUGAUGGUUGCAGGAAGUGAGGUCUCCUAUGGAUCGAGCUUUAAAUUAUAGGUAUACGACGGGCAGAAGAUCUAGAGAAUUGUUAGUAUAAAAAUAGAAGAGAACCAGUCAGGUUUUUCUUUCGAAAUUUUGCUGGACGGGUAUGUAUUUGUUUGAAGAAUCAUGGUGACUCGAUUGGAUUAACAUAUUUAUGAAAUACUCAGGUUUUGCAGAGCUAGGUGAUAACGUGUAUUAUCCGACGAAUCUUUAUUAGGCGGACGUAUUAGUGAAAGGCACUUUUCUUUCGUUAAACCAAGAAAAAUGAUAAGACGUGAGAAAGUGCGAUUCGCGUGUUUGCAGACAUAAUAAGAAUUGAGUGUAUUAUAUGAUUAUUAAACGAUAAAGUUUUGUAAGUCGUCCACCAUGGAGUGGCUGGGUAACCAAGGAGUAAAACAAGACAGGAGGAAAGAACGUUCAGGUAGCGAUUAGGAAGAGUAAUUUAUAAGAGUAUGUAGAUUUUGUACGAAUUGCGGCGAAGCACUAGAUAGUAAUUUAAGGUUGAGGUGGUUGAGGUUGAAAAGGGCAACUGUUAGUACAAUGAGCACUGGAUACGAUUCGACAAAGUCUCUUAGCGAUGGAAACGGUCCGGCUCCUUUUAAGAGUUUAAGGAACUUUAUGAGUUAAGUCGAUUAGGUGUUAUUAAACGUUGCAGACUGAGUGAUUAGAUUUUGUAUGGUACUAAUUACUAAUGUUGGGUCUGAACUUCCUUUGUCACUGAAGACACAUUUGCCAAUGAGAUCUGUCAAAUUCAUUAAUGAAAACCAAAUGAAACCCAAUGAAAAAGGAUGCUAUGUCUUCAUUGAAUGAGGUUAAAACUACAAUGGCCGUUUGAAUCUAAGUGUCAGAACUAUUGUAGUCAGUCGAGUAUUAGAUAAUUGUAGUACAUCGUAGAUGUAGGGAAUUGUUCGUCUUGUUUGUAGGAGAAAAAAAAAAAAUAACAUAAUUGGAUCUCGAACGGUCUAUUGUGAUUCUUGUGACAAGAAAGGAGGGUAAUUUUUAUUAUGUCGUCAAUUCCCAAUAUUUUCCUAGUUUGCAUUAAAAACCGCGAGAGAAUCCUAGGUCUACUAGCUUUCAUUGAAUUUAUUUCUUACAUCGUAAUGAGAAUUUUUUACGUGAAAAAUGACCGUCCCAGACCUUGCGUUUUGACACUGUGAAAUAUUUAAUCGAGCAGAUUGUUAAUUGUCAAAACAUAGGAGAAGGGUAACAAGGUUGAAGAGCCGAAGGGUUAAUGGGUGAGGCGAUUGAAAAGCAAAAGAAAGAGCAUCAAAGUUAAUAAUAAAAGUUGUGCGAAGAAAAAGAAAGAAAGAAUCUCUCGUGGAAGAGAAACCAAUUGGAGGAAAUACAUCGAUCGUAUUUCAGACCCAGCCUAAAUGUUAGCUAGUGAUAAUAAUAUGAGUAUUAUAUAUAUAUAUAUAAAUAUAUAUAUACUAUGAGUUGAUUUUAUAUAUAUUUACAUGAAAGCAGGAAGGAAAGCAGUAGAGAUGUAAACUAUAUUACGUUUACGUUAUCGUGAUAAAUGUUGAUCAUUGUUGCCUAGUUUAUGUGCCAAUGUGUUGUAUUAUAAUGUAUAGAGCUAAUACAUGUUAUUAUAUAUAAAAUGA